GCGCGUCCAAUUGCAUCUAUAGUCUACUCAUUUCCUUACCAAAAGACAGACCAAAACCAACAAAAAACACAAGUGAGAAACCAAAAGCAAAGCGUCAAGUCCCCACAAAAACAAGAUCAAGAAAAUCACACACACAACCACUACAAAAUGAUAGAAGAUCGCCGUGUCGGACCUCCCCAUGCCGCUAUCUUGGCGGUGGUGGUUGUGCUAGUAGUAGUGGUGCCGACAUUACUCGGUGACCAAGGUGAAGCCCUCACUGAGUUCAUCGCCGAGUUGCUCAGCCCAGUUGGGCUCCUCCUCCUCCCCAUAAUCCUCCUCCUCAUCAUCCAAUUCCUCUCCUCCGACAGCGGCUCAUUCGUCUCGAGCAUCUUCUCCACCGGAGAACCCAAUACCAUCCACCGAGUCAGUGGCUCGCCGGUCGGAGUUGCACUAGUUCUUGUACUCGUUUUGUUCCUCCUUUACAACCGUGUAUCCAUCUUUGGAGGUGAUGAUGAUUCAGGGGACUAGCUACCAUAUACAUACAAUAUACGUAUAAGUGGUGGUGAAAUUUGUAUUGUUUUAUGAUAUUUUGAUCUUGCUUAAAAGCCGUUUUCUUCGGUAAUAAUCUAUUCUUGCUUAUGAUUGAUUAUAAUUUUACGGUAUAUCUUUGAUGGGAUUUCUUCUUUUUCUUGGAUCUUUUGAUAAGUGUAGACGUAUAUAGAGACUGUACUGUUGUACCACACGUAAAGUGAGAUGUAUUGUUUAUGAACAUGGAGUAGACUACUUUUUGACAUA
This is a messenger RNA of Olea europaea var. sylvestris, 774 nucleotides long. RefSeq lists its product as uncharacterized. The coding region runs from base 148 to 507 and encodes 119 amino acids. Lineage: Eukaryota; Viridiplantae; Streptophyta; Magnoliopsida; Lamiales; Oleaceae. The transcript has a single exon. The record is from RefSeq and is a predicted model, not a curated record.